AUGCCAUCAUCAUUUUGGGAGCACUAUCGUCACCCAGCGAAGAAUAUUCCUCCACGUAAGGUUUAUGAUGCCCCCGAUGUUGAUCUCGCCAAUAUGAAAUUCUAUGAUGCACCCAAGAUUGAUAUCGCCGAUGUGGAAUUCGUUGAGAUCAUGAAACAGACGGAUCGUUCAUUUCUAUGCCGAGCCCGCUGGCAAGACAAAGACUGCGUGCUCAAGGUGUUCAUUCCUUACAAACCGGAUACUUGCGAAUCACCGUUCCUUACUAGGGAUCUUUUUACAAAUGAGAGCCGCGCAUAUAGUCGAUUGAAGGCCGGUGGCUUUUGUGAACGAGGAUCGGUACCUGACUUCUAUGGGGUGGUUGAGAAUAUUGACCCUGAGGCAAAGAGCUGGCAACCACAGCUCAAGAACUUCUACGAUAAAACUUUUCCGGAGGGUCUAGAUCUAGAGGCUCGCCCAAAUGGUGUCCUAAUCGAAUAUAUUCCCGAUCUGAAUAUGAUCGAUAUCUCUAACUACACAGAGCAAAGAGCUCAGAAACUCAAGCAGCUUCUGGCCGAGAUUCAUAAGGCUGGGAUUUUACACUUUGAUCCCUAUCCCCGAAAUAUGCUGAUUCAGGGUGAUUCUGAUCGGGUACUCUGGAUCGACUACGAACAUUCCGAAAUUUAUGAUCCAGAGGACUCAAAGCAUCCCAGAUGUUUUGCAUAUGAAAGCGAAUGUAUGCAUCACUUCAUGGAAAGGCUGGUAAUUUUAUCACUCCUAGUUUGA
Molecule: messenger RNA, 762 nt
Organism: Penicillium psychrosexuale
Lineage: Eukaryota; Fungi; Ascomycota; Eurotiomycetes; Eurotiales; Aspergillaceae
Exons: 2
Coding region: 1-762 (253 amino acids)
Source: RefSeq, a predicted model, not a curated record